Salarias fasciatus (jewelled blenny) is the source of this 684-nucleotide messenger RNA. RefSeq names its product ribonuclease inhibitor-like. The transcript has 4 exons. Gene Ontology annotation, molecular function: protein binding. Bases 1 to 453 code for a protein of 150 amino acids. NCBI's taxonomy places the organism in Eukaryota, Metazoa, Chordata, Actinopteri, Blenniiformes, Blenniidae. The record is from RefSeq and is a predicted model, not a curated record.
AUGGUGAUUCUCAGUUUGAGGAGCUGCGGUUUGUCAGAGAACAGCUGUUCUUCUCUGGUCUCAGCUCUGAAGUCCAACCCUUCUCUCCUGAAACAUCUGGACCUGAGCUGGAACCGUCUGCUGGAUUCAGGAGUUGAGCAGCUGUGUGGUUUUCUGGAGAAUCCACUCUGUCAUCUGCAGACUCUGAGGUUGUUGAGCUGCAGUUUGUCAAAGAUUAGCUGUUCUUCUCUGGUCUCAGCUCUGAAAUCCAACCCCUACCACCUGAAGGAGCUCGACCUCAGUGACAACGACCUGCAGGAUCCAAAUGUGCAGCAGCUGGUUGAUCUUCAGCAGAGUCCAGACUGCAGUCUGCAGACUUUCUGGUGGUGGCGAGAUGAGAGCAAAGAGAACUCUGUUUGUCCUGAAGAUGUAAUGACAGGAGAGAAGAUGCAACAUUAUCUGAAGAAGCUGUGAGAGUCCAGCAUCAAACCACGGUUCCAUGGAUGUGACUCAGAAUCAUCACAGUGUUUGGACUGAAGAUUGAAGUCUUAAAGUCCAGCUCCAGUUUUUUUCUUCAGUUUUAUUCUGCUGCUGAUUGUGACUCACUGGUUAACAGGAGAAUUUCAAACUGGCUUCCAUGUUAAAAAGGUUGCAGACCUCUUCCAGACAAAGACAGAUUGUGUUUCACUCCAUUAAUAAGUUCUG